AUGCUCAACCCAAGAAGUUUUAGUUUUGACAAAAUUAAACAGAAGAUGACCGGAAGAAGAACAUCGGAAGCUUCCAUAUUAGAAAUAGCAUCGACUAACAACAGAAGGAAAAGUAUAGACAUACUGGGUUCCAAUGAUGAUCGGCUGAAGUCUCAACAACAACAAGAUCCGAAAAGAAGGACACAAUCGAUAUCGUUUAUGCCUCGAUCCCGGUCAUUAUCCAAAUCUACAACCAAUCAGCAACAGGCAUCCCUUCAUUUACCACAUUUAUUUAAAGUGAAUACAAGAGAUUUGGUUAAACAGGAAACGGCCACAAUCAUUCUGAAGAAAUUGAUUCAUAUGUUACAAGAUUUAGGCUUACAAAAUCCAAUACCUUUGGACACAACCCUGAAUGGAUCUCCUUCCAAAAACGUCAAGAUAUACGUGGCUAACUCCCAUGAUUGCAUAUUUUUACCCCCUGCAUCAUCCACUAGUUUUACAUAUGAAGAUGUAGAAAAUGGUGGUACAAUACCAAUAAUCCUUGAAGAUGAAAUCUUAACAAUGCCUGAAACAAAUGCAUAUGCGCAAGGUAGUCUGAUGUCAUUACCAGAACCUUUAGAAGCAGCUGCGGAUCCAAACCAUCACCUUCACAGUAAAAUGAAAGGAUUCACUUCACCAAAUUACUUGUGUACAAAGAUUGAUUCAGAACAUCCAAUACCUCAUACAUUUGCUGUUGUUGUGGAAGUAUUAAAAGACGCUACAGUUGUGAAAGAUAUUAAGUUUGAAUUUGAAUCACUUACUCAUAUUCUUUGGCCAACUGAUGACCCAUAUAAUAAAUUUCAUAAUAAAGAAAAAUUCAAAAUUGGAUAUAUGGAUUGGCGAACGACAUUAGCCGAUGCAGAUUAUUAUAUCAAUAGCUCCAAUUCUAAUGAUGUGAAGCUGAAAAAUUUAGGUCCAGAAGAUCUAGCUAAACGUACUCGUGAAUACAAUUUAAUCAAUGUACGAGAUUUGGCAGAUGGAUUAGAUAAAUAUAAUAAAAAGGCAUCUGCGUCAGUAAGCUCAUUGCCAUCUUCAGUGGAUCUGUCAUCUAGAACUCCCGCAAAUGACACAUAUAAAGCCGGUCUUUAUGUAUUCUUAUUGCCUAUACUUUUACCAGAACAUAUUCCUGCAACCAUCGUUUCUAUAAGUGGUACAUUAAAUCAUAUCCUUUCAGUUAGUGUAAACAAAAUGUCAGAAAAGUUAAAUCGAAAAUUGAAAGUUGAGGCAUCAUAUAAUUUACCAAUGGUGCGUUGUCCACCAAAUUUGGCCGAUUCGAUAGCCAAUAAACCGAUUUAUGUUAAUAGGGUUUGGAAUGAUGCUGUGCAUUAUAUUAUAACUUUCCCAAGGAAAUAUGUUCCAUUAGGUUCAGAACAUGUUAUGAAUGUGAAAUUAGUUCCAUUAGUUAAAGAUGUGAUUAUUAAACGAAUUAAAUUUAAUGUUUUAGAAAGAAUUACUUAUGUUUCCAAAAAUUUACAAAAAGAAUAUGAUUACGAUAGUGAAGAUCCAUUUUUCCUUAAUACUCAUACUAAUAAAAUCAGAGAAAGAAUUGUUUCAUUAUGUGAAUUGAAAACCAAAGCAAAACAAACUGGUAAUGGUUAUUCCGAUCCUUAUAAGGAAGAAGUCAUCAAAUGUCCUGAUAACAAUUUACUUUACUCAUGUUAUGAAAUAGAAGAUCAACCUGGUCCUUUCAGAUCUAGAAAACCAAAAGACAAUAAAGAGAACAAACCAAUGAUUGCAUCACCAUUGGAUAUAAAUGUUGCGUUACCCUUCCUUACCUCCAAGUCUGAUAAACAAUUAAGAACCCUGAAUAUUGUAGAUGAUGCGGACAGCAAUACCCCAACACCAGUUCGUACAUCUACAGGAUCAGUAGGGUCUGUUUCAAUGGCUCAUGGGCAACCAACUUCAAGAAGAGCAUCACUUGUAUCUGACCUAUUCGCACCAUUGGCCCCAGUUUCAUCCCCUGUCAUUGGUGCAUUAGAGACCAAUUUGGCCAAUCAUGAUGAAGUUGGACCUCAUGAUUUCGUGAAACCGAAAACUUCAAAUUAUAUUACAGAUGAUUUGAGUUCUAGGCAUCAUCCCCCAGAAAAUAUUCAACAUGGUUAUACAAUUGUUUCAAGGGCAUUAUAUCCUGAUUCUAAUUUCCGACAUAUUCAAAUCAAUCAUAGAUUACAAGUAUGUUUCCGAAUUUCGAAACCUGAUCCAAAAGAUGAUUAUAAAAUGCAUCAUUAUGAAGUUGUGGUUGAUACUCCAUUAGUAUUAUUAAGUGCAAAAUGUAAUGAAGGUUCAAUGCAAUUACCAGAAUACAGUGAACUUGAAUCCGAUAUAUUUUCAUCCCCAUUAUCAACUGGUCCAGGAUCAGUACCAACACCACCACAAACAGCAGUUUCAUUCAGAAUACCAAAUUAUCAACAUAAUGGAGUCAAGAUUUCUUCAUGGGAUCCUGAAUUGGGUGAACAUGAUGAACAUUUACCUAGUUUUGAAGAAGCAAUAUCUGUCCCAAGUAGUCCAAUCACUAGAUCUAAUUCUUCGGAAGGUAGUGAUGAAAUGGUUAGUUGUACCAAGAUUCCAUCGAUUGUUAUUUCUCCAGAUGAACCAGCUCCAGCGUAUGAAGAGACUGAGAGGAUUGAAUCUAUUGAUACGAUUGUGAAUGACGAUCCGGUUGAUGUGGAACCUGCAGCUGGAGAGAUAGGAGUACCUGUUUCGAAGAUCAAGAGUAGUCUUUCGUCGUCAUUUGCUACUAAGAAAGGAACGUCAGCGGAUGCCUCUGGUGUCAGUAGUGCUUGUAGUGGCAGUCAUGAAGGUGCAGAGCUUGCCAGUGGAAAUAGUGGUUGUAGCUGUGAUAGUAGAACUGGAAGUCUUUCAUCCGAGGAGGGAAGUAUUGACUCUGGAUCUAUUGCCAGUGAAGAUUCAACUCCACUAUCAUCCUUCCCAGACAGCACCAGCCUCCCUGCAUCUAAAGGAGAAGAAAAUAACAGAGACAAUGAUGAUGAAGAAGAAGGACCACAAUCAAUAGAAAGUGAUACUACCAGUGAAGAUGCUGAUGAAAUUACUGAGAUUACACCAACAAUUAGAACCAAGAAUCUUAGAGUGACUGAUGAAGAUGAGGAAGAUCAAGCUGGUGAUGAAGAUGAGAUUUAUGAACAGAAAAUCCCGUUGUUGAAUCAGAUAGCUGAGAAUGAGGUGUUGUGUUGUAGUGAAAAUGAUGUCAAUGACAAUAAUAAUGGUGAUGAUUUAGGACCAAAACAAGCUAUUUAUCAUACUUGUAUUCAAUAA
Messenger RNA from Hemisphaericaspora subhashii, 3291 nucleotides. It is a transcript of the gene ECM21, whose product is annotated as Ecm21p. The transcript has a single exon. The record is from RefSeq and is a predicted model, not a curated record. Lineage: Eukaryota; Fungi; Ascomycota; Pichiomycetes; Serinales; Debaryomycetaceae. The coding region runs from base 1 to 3291 and encodes 1096 amino acids.